AUGGCCGACUCCAACGAAGACCCAACCAGUCCCCUCGACAGUCCGUCGCCGCCCACUUCCCCGGAAGACACCGGAGCCUCGCCCCUCAGCAGCCCGCCUUUAUCUCGACUGCAUGCCUCGCGAGGGAGUUCUGACAUGAGUGUGCCUUCCAGCAUGUCCAACAUGACUGCCUCUUCCACCCCGCGCGGCACCCUCGAUGCUGCGCGGCGGCCUCCAGGUGCACCCAUGGCCUCAAGAGGGGGACCCCCACAGAUGAACCCAGAUAUUGCUGCGAAAAUGAAGGCAUUUUCUCUAUCCAGAGCAGGGCCACCGACGCCGCAGCCCAACAGAAACCCCAUAAGCCCUGCUGCUCAGUCUCCAGGUCCUGCGGUGGGAGGCUUUCCUUCUAACUUCAAGCUUCCUCCUCAACUGCAACGACCGACUCCUCAAUCCGCUAACUCUUCACCGGCUAUUCCCGGAGGUAAUGUCCCUAGGAAAGGCAUGUCCCUCGCGGAGAAGCGUGGAUUGAAGCUGCCCGGUGGACUGCCAGGCGCGGCACCUCCAGCAACCACAGGAGCGGCUCCACCUCCAGGCCGACAAAAGCCUAAGAUGACUUUGUCACAAAUGAGUGGUGGACCGACAAAUGGGGACACCAAUGGAGGAGAGCGGAAAGAACAGUCGGCGAUGGACAAGUAUGCCGACUUGAUUGAUACCAAGACGGGGGCUUUGAAAUUCAAGGGCAAAGCUGUUGUACAUGGCGAGGGUAUCGACUUCACGUCCGGCAAGAGCUUCAGCAUUAGUCUGGAUGAGGUGGACACGCUGGACGAGCUUGGAAAGGGAAACUACGGCACUGUAUACAAGGUCAGGCAUUCUCGACCCAAGUUCCGAAGACAAGGUCAAGGUCUGGCUGGAAACAAGGCUCGAGGUCCGCUGGCCGACAAAGAAGACGACACAAGCCCGCAGUCACCGACAAGAAACUCAGACCCAGUGCAGACUCCAACAAGUACGACAAGUGCGCAAGCAUACGGUCGAGGUGGCACCACUGGAAUAGUCAUGGCUAUGAAGGAGAUGCGCCUGGAGCUGGACGAUGCCAAGUUCCAGUCUAUCAUAAUGGAGCUCGACAUCCUCCAUCGAUGCAUAUCACCCUACAUUAUCGAUUUCUACGGCGCAUUCUUCCAGGAAGGAGCAGUGUACAUCUGCAUGGAGUUUAUGGAUGGAGGCAGCUGCGACAAGCUGUAUGGAGACGGGAUUCCCGAGAACGUGCUGAGAAAGAUCACCUACUCGACAACUCUCGGGCUCAAAUCACUAAAGGAGGAACACAACAUCAUUCAUCGAGACGUCAAGCCUACGAACAUCCUUGUCAACACAAGAGGGCAAGUCAAGAUUUGUGACUUUGGUGUCUCCGGCAACCUGGUCGCCAGCAUAGCCAAGACCAACAUUGGCUGUCAAUCAUACAUGGCCCCCGAGCGAAUAUCGAGCGGUGGUCCACAGCAAGCAGGAGGCGCAGCCGUGGGAACCUACAGCGUCCAGUCCGACAUAUGGUCGCUCGGCCUGACUAUCAUCGAAUGCGCAUUGGGAAGAUAUCCCUACCCACCCGAAACCUACGACAACAUCUUCUCCCAACUGGCCGCCAUCGUCGACGGAGACCCACCCGAUCUUCCUGCCGAGACGUUCUCAGAAGCCGCACGUGACUUCGUCGCGGGCUGUCUGAACAAGAUCCCCAAACUCCGCCCAACCUACCCUAUGCUCCUCCAACACGCCUGGCUCGCACCGCUCGACAAGCCCGAAACGAUCGCAGAAGAAGACGAAGAAGCUGCGGAGGCCGCAGCUGAAGCAGAAGCCAACGGCGAGCCUGUCCCAUCAGAACCGCAACCCAUCGAAAACCAAGGCAACUUCAUCGACCGCGAGGUCGGCGAAUGGGUCAUCGACGCCAUCGACCGCCGGAAAAAGGGCACCAUGGGCAAGAGCGCCAAGCCGGCCCUGCACGCCGCGCCGCUCGACGCCGUGGGUAGUCCUCAGGCGGAGAAGCCGACGGCUGGUGCUGUGGCUGUUUGA
Molecule: messenger RNA, 2034 nt
Organism: Zasmidium cellare ATCC 36951
Lineage: Eukaryota; Fungi; Ascomycota; Dothideomycetes; Mycosphaerellales; Mycosphaerellaceae
Exons: 2
Coding region: 1-2034 (677 amino acids)
Biological process (GO): cellular hyperosmotic response; MAPK cascade; protein phosphorylation
Molecular function (GO): MAP kinase kinase activity; ATP binding
Source: RefSeq, a predicted model, not a curated record